UGCUCUGAGCACCCUUCCCCUCCCCCAGCCUGGGGAGCCCAGCACAGAGGAACAGAGACCCAGAACCCCCAGAAAUGUCGGUUCCCGGACGCAGGCCCCAGGCCCUGCCCUCCGUCUGCUUCUGCAUUCUGGUCUUGGCCUGCAUUGUGGCAUGCCAGGAAGAAGUGCCUGCCCCCUCCCCGAGCACCCCACCAGGGCUGGCAGCUAGUCCUUGGAGCCUAAUGCAGGACAAGGUGCAGGCACUGGUGGCCAGGACCCGAGAGAGGUGGCAGUGGUUCUGGGGCCCUGGGGCUUUCCAGGACUUCAUGCAGACCUACUAUGACGACCACCUGAAGGACUUAAGUCUCCGCACCCAGGCCUGGCUCCGCAGCUCCAGAGACAGCCUUCUGAACAAGGCCCACGACCUGUGUCCCCAGUUUCUGUGCAGGGACAGUGACAAGAAUUAAAGUGUUUAUAGCCUCCACAAUAAAGAAAUGCUUCUCUGUG
Suricata suricatta (meerkat) is the source of this 486-nucleotide messenger RNA. RefSeq names its product apolipoprotein C4 (gene APOC4). Gene Ontology annotation, cellular component: very-low-density lipoprotein particle; high-density lipoprotein particle. The coding region runs from base 75 to 446 and encodes 123 amino acids. The record is from RefSeq and is a predicted model, not a curated record. Lineage: Eukaryota; Metazoa; Chordata; Mammalia; Carnivora; Herpestidae. Gene Ontology annotation, biological process: triglyceride homeostasis; positive regulation of triglyceride storage. The transcript is spliced from 3 exons.